AUGAAAGAUAAGGUACUCGAAGGAGGGGAGAAAAAAAAAAAGAAGGGCUUUUGCGGAAGAUGUUGUAGUAGAGUUUUCACAAGUCUUAAAGGCCCUAGCAUAACACACAGUAUUUUGUUUGGAAUAUGUGGAGGAAUGUUUUAUUAUGGAACCUAUUAUUUAUAUCGAUUUCUUAAAAUAUCAUAUUUUGAUACAAUGCAUGUGUCAAACGAAAGUAGAAGAAGAUUUAUGGAAAAACAAAUGUUGUUUUAUAAUGACACAGGCUACAACUUAUCAAUGAAAUAUAUAGGAAAUUUAUGCAAAUAUUAUGAUCCAGUUGCUUUAAGAAUGCCCUUUCAGCCAUUGGAUGAUGCAUAUAGACUAUAA
Plasmodium vinckei vinckei is the source of this 366-nucleotide messenger RNA. RefSeq names its product conserved Plasmodium protein, unknown function. Lineage: Eukaryota; Apicomplexa; Aconoidasida; Haemosporida; Plasmodiidae. The record is from RefSeq and is a predicted model, not a curated record. The transcript has 5 exons. Bases 1 to 366 code for a protein of 121 amino acids.